AUGUCUUCAGGAGGGAGAGAGGCCCUGGUAUGGAGAGGACUAAUCCUCAUGGCUGUGGUGAUAAUGGUUAGCUGCAGGUUCGUGGAUUCCAGAGCCGUUCGAGAACCUUCGGUGGUCAGCAACGACGACAAAGUAACUUAUGCCUCAGCGCACGGCGGGCCUCCUCUGGCAGCUGAGCUCCGCCGGGAUCGGCAGUCUACACCCGUUCUGAUGAGCUUGCUGAGCAUGUUGGGUUCGGGGCCAAGCCGGAAAGGGCCCGGCCACUGA
Molecule: messenger RNA, 267 nt
Organism: Spirodela intermedia
Lineage: Eukaryota; Viridiplantae; Streptophyta; Magnoliopsida; Alismatales; Araceae
Source: the annotation of a GenBank genome assembly